AUGUUUACGUUGCAAGACGUAGCGGCAAUGGAAACAUGCAGAAGGCAAACAGAACAGGUUGCGCUCGUCGCUGUCCACAGGCCGAACCGAUUAGAGAAAGGUUGUUCUGGAAGUCUCCACCCUGAACUGUACAAACAGCUCAUGGAUUUCCUGCGCCGGCCGCAGGCCAUCGGUGCCGAGCAAAGCCCAGCUGCCAUCCAUGCAAGGUCUUCCACGAUGAUAGGAUUCACUGUCCAAUCCGACAACGCACAAACCGCACAUGCCCAACUUUUCUUGGUGCCGCGCACUGCACGCCUACAGGACAGCAAGUCAACAUCACACAAUCCAACUGCGCACGCGAGCAAGGUCCUUUGGCGUGCAUGGCAUGCAACACCACGAACUUGCAAAUCGAAGAAUGUCCCCGGCACAAUGAAAAGCACCGCUGCUGCGGUCCAGCUCGCGUCAGCAUGCACUGCGCCGUCCACAUGCACACCGAAAGCUGCAAGAUGGAAGCAAGCCAUCUUGUGCUUUGUGGCCGAUGGCGUCUUUAACUGGCAAUGUUCACUUUGCCCUUGCUGCAAUGGAACAUGUAGAAUGCAAACAGGUUGA
Symbiodinium sp. CCMP2592 is the source of this 588-nucleotide messenger RNA. The record is from the annotation of a GenBank genome assembly. Lineage: Eukaryota; Dinophyceae; Suessiales; Symbiodiniaceae.